Mus caroli (Ryukyu mouse) is the source of this 1115-nucleotide messenger RNA. Its product is annotated as H-2 class II histocompatibility antigen, A-U alpha chain. The record is from RefSeq and is a predicted model, not a curated record. NCBI's taxonomy places the organism in Eukaryota, Metazoa, Chordata, Mammalia, Rodentia, Muridae. Gene Ontology annotation, biological process: antigen processing and presentation; immune response. Gene Ontology annotation, cellular component: membrane; MHC class II protein complex.
AAUCUCUUGAAGGUUCAGGAGAGCAGCUGCAGAGACCUCCCAGAGACCAGGAUGCCGCGCAGCAGAGCUCUGAUUCUGGGGGUCUUCGCCCUGACCACCAUGCUCAGCCUCUGCGGAGGUGAAGCCGACAUUGAGGCCGACCACGUAGGUUCCUAUGGUAUAACUGUAUAUCAGUCUCCUGGAGACAUUGGCCAGUACACAUUUGAAUUUGAUGGUGAUGAGUUGCUCUAUGUGGACUUGGAUAAAAAGGAGACUAUCUGGAUGCUUCCUGAGUUUGCUCAACUGAGAAGCUUUGACCCCCAAGGUGGACUACAAAACAUAGCUACAGGAAAACACAACUUGGGAGUCUGGACUAAGAGGUCAAAUUUCACCCCAGCUACCAAUGAGGCUCCUCAAGCGACUGUGUUCCCCAAGUCCCCUGUGCUGCUGGGUCAGCCCAACAUCCUCAUCUGCUUUGUGGACAACAUCUUCCCUCCUGUGAUCAACAUCACAUGGCUCAGAAAUAGCAAGUCAGUCACAGACGGCGUUUAUGAGACCAGCUUCCUCGUCAACCGUGACCAUUCCUUCCACAAGCUGUCUUACCUCACCUUCAUCCCUUCUGAUGAUGACAUUUAUGACUGCAAGGUGGAACACUGGGGCCUGGAGGAGCCGGUUCUGAAACACUGGGAACCUGAGAUCCCAGCCCCCAUGUCAGAGCUGACAGAGACUGUGGUCUGUGCCCUGGGGUUGUCUGUGGGCCUUGUGGGUAUCGUGGUGGGAACCAUCUUCAUCAUUCAAGGCCUGCGAUCAGGUGGCACCUCCAGACACCCAGGGCCUUUAUGAGUCACACCCUGGAAAGGAAGGCAUGUGUCCCUCUUCAGGGAAGAAGUAGUGUGCUGGGUAACGUGGCACAGUGUGUUUUCUGGACCAAUUCAUGGUGUUCUUUCUCUUCUUCAAGUGACCCCCGACUUGCUUUUCCCUUGGCCCUGAGGCUGUCCCUCUCACAGCUCACACACCCUUGGAAUUCUUCCCUGAUCUGAAUUUUGUUUUCUGGCAUCUUCCAAGUCACAUCUACUGCAGACUCUCUCAGAGACCCUGAUCCACAAAACCAAUAAAAUCUCUUCUUAUAUGUUGUC